Molecule: messenger RNA, 1881 nt
Organism: Nymphaea colorata (pocket water lily)
Lineage: Eukaryota; Viridiplantae; Streptophyta; Magnoliopsida; Nymphaeales; Nymphaeaceae
Product: citrate synthase, glyoxysomal-like
Exons: 13
Coding region: 90-1622 (510 amino acids)
Biological process (GO): tricarboxylic acid cycle; carbohydrate metabolic process
Cellular component (GO): mitochondrial matrix
Source: RefSeq, a predicted model, not a curated record
UCCCGUGGAAAAGGACGUUCGCUUCCCCGCUCCUUUUUCUGCGGCUUCUCUCUCUCUCUCUCUUGUUCGUCUCUCUGAUCGAAGCAGCAAUGGAGGCGAGGGUCGACUCGUCGGCGUCUAAGAACCGGUUAGCUGUCAUCUCCUCCCACUUCCUUGUCCCUUCUCCGGCCGUCUUGGAGCUUUCGCGUGUUUCCGCUUCAGAGGUCGCUGACCUGCCGGCGAACCUCCGAGGGUCCCUGACGAUUGUCGACAACCGGACAGGGAAAAAGAUCGACGUCGAGGUCUCAGAAGAAGGCACGAUCAAGGCGACCGACUUGAAGAAGUUGACGACCGGACGCAAGCAUGACAAGGGGAUCAAGCUGUACGAUCCUGGCUAUCUCAACACGGCGCCGGUGCGAUCUUCUAUUUCUUACAUAGACGGAGACGCUGGAAUUCUCAGGUACAGAGGUUACCCGAUCGAGGAAUUGGCUGAGAGCAGCACUUUCCCGGAGGUCGCAUAUCUUCUGAUGUACGGUAGCUUGCCUUCGCAGAGUCAGUUGGCGGAGUGGGAAUUUGUGCUCGCUCAACAUUCAGUUGUUCCUCAGGGCAUCCUGGACAUUAUACAUGCAAUGCCUCACGAUUCCCAUCCAAUGGGGAUGCUUGUGAGUGCAAUGGGUGCACUCUCCAUCUUCCACCCCGACGCUAACCCUGCUCUUAGAGGUCAAGAUAUCUAUAAAUCCAGGCAAGUAAGAGACAAACAGAUAGCUCGUGUACUUGGGAAGGCACCUACAAUUGCAGCGGCAGCAUAUUUGAGGACUGCUGGACGACCUCCAGUCAUUCCUUCCAGCAAUCUGUCUUAUACAGAGAACUUCUUAUAUAUGUUGGAUUCCCUUGGCAAUAGAUCCUACAGGCCAAACCCUCGACUUGCUCGAGUUCUCGAUGUUCUAUUCAUCCUCCAUGCUGAGCAUGAGAUGAACUGCUCAACAGCUGCUGCAAGGCAUCUUGCGUCGAGUGGAGUGGAUGUCUACACUGCUCUUGCAGGGGCUGUUGGUGCACUUUACGGCCCACUUCAUGGUGGAGCAAAUGAGGCUGUUUUGAAAAUGUUGAACGAGAUAGGAACAGUUGAUAAUAUCCCUGAGUUCAUUGAGGGGGUGAAAAACAGGAAGAGGAAGAUGUCUGGCUUUGGUCAUCGUGUAUACAAGAACUAUGAUCCUCGAGCAAAAGUUAUACGCAAAUUAGCUGAGGAAGUUUUCACAAUUGUAGGGCGAGAUCCUCUUAUAGAGGUAGCUGUUGCAUUGGAGAAAGCUGCUCUUUCGGAUGAAUAUUUUGUCAAAAGGCGGCUGUAUCCAAAUGUUGAUUUCUACUCAGGCUUAAUCUAUAGAGCAAUGGGGUUCCCGACAGAAUUCUUUCCUGUCCUUUUUGCUAUACCACGCAUGGCUGGGUACCUGGCACACUGGCGAGAAUCACUUGAUGAUCCUGAUACAAAGAUCAUAAGACCACAGCAGGUAUACACAGGUGUCUGGCUUCGGCACUAUGCACCUGUUAGGGAAAGAUCAGAAUCAGAGGAAAUGGACAAGCUGGGACAAUUACUGGUUUCAAAUGCCACAAGGCGACGGCUUGCAGGAUCCAGAGCAUCAAUGUAAUCUUGCUUAACUCAUUCCAAGUGCAUUUGCUUGUUGUUUAUAGUUUAUACACAAUGCAAGCUGAAGCUUCCACCCUAGCAUGGUGAAGUGUUAUAAAUAAGCUUGACAUGGUCGUGUGCGAAGAUACUUUUCUAAGUUGAGAACAGUGGCAUGGUAUUCCUGUUGAAGCAGAAUCCCUGCCUAGAGACCAUCCUCAGUCGGGCCUUGUGAUGAGAACUUGUCUAUAAAUGAAAUAUCUUUCCUUGCUUUUGCUUUUCUA